CUUUUAGUAUCACUGUCAAGCCAACUAUAUAUUUAAGAUUGCGUCUGGCUGUGGAGUGCACUCGCUGAACGUACAGAAACCGCUAUACGUCCUUGAGAGUUUAAGUCAGACAGUAAAAAUUCUGUUUACGUUUAUUUUUUUAUAGUUGAUUACUUUAACACAGUUUUUAAAGCAGAAAGAUGGAAGGUCUAUCACAAAAUAAGGACGAUUUUACGACAAAUGUUUCUCCACCACCAUAUACACCAAAAGCAGAAGUGGCAAUGCCUCAUAAACCACAUCCACAACUACAACCUCCUCAACCAGGAUUUGUUCCAAAUGUAACCCAGUCAUGUUCACAAGUUACAGUUAUACCAGCAUUAAAACUCGGUUCCGACAGUCAAAUGGUUCAUUGCACCUACUGCGGAGUCCGCGAGAUGACCCAUAUUAAAUAUAAACCAAAUUCGAUGACUCAUGUUAUUGCGUUAAUAUUAUGCGCUUUGUGCUUGCCCUGUGUAUGCAUUCCAUAUAUUUGCGAAUCGUGUCAAAGCACUCAUCACUAUUGCUCAAAUUGUAAGGCGUACUUAGGAGAAUAUCGUUCAUAAAUAUACAUCCAAUACUUCGUGGAAUAUAGAUUUAUAAAUAUUUGGUACUAUUAUUAGGUUAAGGUUAAGAUGAUAUAAGCACUGUUGCGAACUCUCAGUUAUGACUCAAUCUUCUUAUAUAAAACUGUUGAAUCUAAUUUUUAAGGUUUCAUUCAAUUUUUUACAAAUUUUACACACAAACAAUAAGUGCUAACGUUUUACUAAAUCAAAAUCGUGCUUUAAAGACAAAGUGAACUAUUUAUAAAUAGUAAUAACCUUGAAUUGAUUCCAUUGGCAGUCAUCCAUUUCGUUAGUGUCUCUAUAGAUUUCUUCCUGCGGGUACAGAAAAAAUAUAGGUAAAAAAUAUGUUUUUGUAUUGCUAUCAAAACAAACUACUUAUUUUACUUAGAUCUUUUGAAAUCUUUAAUUAAAUUAAUGUUUUUAUUUAUUUAUCGUUAAUUAAUUUAACAAUAUUUGCAUCAAAUUCUUGUUGGACUGUAAUAAUUGUUGUUGAGUUUACAUAAAAUAAAUGACUUUGGUUUGGUAAA
This is a messenger RNA of Onthophagus taurus, 1108 nucleotides long. NCBI's taxonomy places the organism in Eukaryota, Metazoa, Arthropoda, Insecta, Coleoptera, Scarabaeidae. The record is from RefSeq and is a predicted model, not a curated record.